UGUCUGCAAAUUUAAACAAAAAAAGGAAAUUAGCAAGCAAACUUCACAUGAAUAAAUCAAUUCGGUUAAUUAUUUAGCGAACGCAACGCUUAAGUUUUCCAUGUCUCAAAGCGACAAAACGUUUCGUGAACGAUCAAAUACAUACAGACGGCUGCAGCUACGGUUUUAACAGUUGUUGUUGCUGCCGAUUUGCGAAGCGACAAAGUGCUCGUGUGUGCGUUUUUGAGCGUGAGUGUCAGUGUGUGUGUGCGAUAGUAUGUGCGUAUAUUUGUGAGUGUGAAGAUAAAUUAGUUAGAGGUCAUUUCUAUGCGUAAGUCUUUGCAACAUGCGGCGGCACCCAGUUGUUAAAAGCGGGACCAUCGUCUUCUCACAUCACACGAGCCACAACAACAAAGGACGUUUGCAGCUGUACGCCUACGUCCACGCCCACUUCGAAGCGUGCAGCAGCAGCAACGCCAGCUUUGUUUUAUAGUACGCGCAGCCAUGCCAACAACAACAACAACAGCAGUAAAAUCCACUGAAGAAGAAGAAGAGGAAAAUUGCGAUACGCCAAUGGCGUCUGCUACUACAACAAGAACAAGAACAUCAGAGGAGCAGCCACAACCACCAUCGUUGCCGUCAGCUGCGGCGUCGCCCUCAGAAUCGCUGCAGGCGUCAACUACUGAUGCAAUGUCAAAGGCAGCUGCGCGACCAACGCCAACACCCUCACUGUUGCCUCUGCUGGCGUCGGCUGCCGCUUGCAAUAAACAGUUACUGUUCUGCCGGCGUUUUAAGGAUGCAUCCGCUGGCAACGUAGACGGUGCUAGCUUUUUACGUAAUUUCAACUCUUUGCCGUUAUUCGUCUACGCAACGUCACCGUCGACGCACGCCAUUUCAGCAGAUGGCGUUGGCGUUGCCAAAGAAGCAGCAGCCGCUGCUGCCGCUGCGUCGGCGUUCAGUCAAAAGAAUGACGGUUUUGAGCUACCCGCAACGCAUGGGACCUGCAAAACAGACGGCAGCUGCAUUAGCCAACACAGAAGCAACAACAACAGCAAUAGCAACAGCAGUGGUGGCCACACACGCAUCACAGACUUGGCCAGCGGCGCCAUGGAGUGCCUGCCAUUGAGCGGCGGAGUUGUCACACAUCAUCCGCAUCUGAUGGCGACGAGCGGGGCCGGCGGCACGGUGGUUGCCUCGCCAACGGCAACGGUUGUCGUGGGCGCCACAUAUCCACACCAUUUGCACCACCAUCACUUGAGCCACCAUGCGCCGUAUAGCAAUAGCUAUGGUAGUCAUCCGCAUCAUCCCAUACACAGCGAGCAGACCAAGUCGCUGCAGGAGCUGCAGCACGAGGUGGGCGCUCUGUUGGAGUUCAGAGAUCUGGUCAUUGAAACGUUUCCCGAUCUCAAGCAUAAAAUGGCCUCUAUGUCCGCCACGCCAUCGACACCGAACUCUGUGAGUGCGCUUGGUGGCAGUCACUCGGUGGGCGGCAACAGUGGAAAUGGUGGCAGCUCCUCGUUAGCAACCAGACGUGAGUGGGAGCCUGGAAUACGCAUAAAGCGCAAGUUGUCGCACAAGGAACCGUCCACGACAACGGCCGCUGCAGCAGCAUCCGCUGGAGUUGAGCCGUCGUCAUCGUCGCUAACGCGCAGCCGCAGCAACUCGCACAGCGGCAAGAAAGAGCCAAAGAGCGGAGAGAACAACAACGGCAGCGUUGUGCAGGACUCCGGCUUCUCAACGGAGACCAGUUCCUCCAAGGAGGGACACAGUGCCUCCUCCACCAACGGUGCAAUGACGGUGGCCAUAGCAUCGAAUCGUCUGAGUUGCGCCGAGUCGGAUGACGAGCUGCUCAACCUGCUUGAUGUCAUACACCGCAAAUCGAAUCGUUUACGCGAGGAGGUCGAGCAUCUGCAGAGCUACGAGCGCCAGCAGGGCGAUGCAGCCAAGGGCCAAAAGAAUGCGAGUGGCAUGACACCGCAGCAAUUCCGGGAGCAGGUGGAGCGACUGAAUCGCGAAGAUAUCAAACAGUUGCGCAAGGAACGCGAUCGUCUGCUGGAUAAGCUGGCCGAAAUGGAGGCGGAGACGUUGACGGGCCGCAUCAAGGCGGCUAAGAUGAACGAUCAGGUGGAAGAGUUGAUUAGCGUUAAGAAAGAUCUCGAGGAGCAGCUGAAACUGGCCAUGGCUCAAAAGCUGGAGCUGAGCUCGCGUGUGCAGCAGCUGCAGUUGCAGCAGCAGCAACAACAACAGCAGAGCAAAAGCUCAUCCAGCGCCAGCCAGUCAGAGUUCUCCAGUCAACGCAACUUCUUAUCCUCGGCGACGACGGUGCUCUCGAACAGUAGCCGGCCCAGUCUCAGCAGUAACAACACAUUCCAGCCGGUUGUGCUCGACCAGCAUCAACAGCAGCUACAGCAGCAGCCAGCGCCGGACGCAUUCCAUCAAAGCUCAGGCAGUGAUACAGCAACAGCGAGAAGGCAACAACAGCCGCUGGGACGUUUGGAUGGCGUUGUCAGCACGCCCGGCGCCCGAAACACCAAAUGCCGCAUCACAGACUCCAAGCGCUUCUCGGCCAUUCUGUUGGAAACGAAUGUGCUGGAGCUGCAGCGACAUUUGCUCACGCUGACUGUGCAAAAUCAGGUGCUGGCCCAGAAGCUGGAAUCGUCCAGCAAGUCAAAGUCGCUGCUGUCGAAGCGGCUGGACAAGAGUGUCGAGGAUACGGAGGAGCUGCGCUUUCAGCUGGAGGAAAAGAACAUCGAGCUGGAGGGCACCAAGGCGCAGCUGCGCGUACUGGAAUCCCGGCUGCAUAGCAGCAGCAGCGCCAAUUCGUAUUUGAACUCGUCUCAGCAUGAUUACGAGACAAAUCGCUCUUCGGCUUCCACCACACUGAUGCUCAGUCGGCGUGGCGUACCCGAUUCGGUGGACUCGGCAUCGGCAUCUGUGUCGGUGGCGCAGCCCCGAUCCGAUCAAAUAAGCACGCCCAGCAUGAAGGCCAUGGUGCCGCUGGCCAUGGAUGAACUGCAGCAGCACAGCAGCAGCACCGAAUCCGCGCACGAGCAUGAACCGGAACGCACGCCCAAUGACUCGACGCAGAGCAAGACAAUGGUGAACAGCAGUCCCAGUCCGCUGGUCAGUAGCACGCCCACCGCGACCGCCGGCAGCAGCAUUGCGGCGCGUGUCUUGAGCUCCAGCGUGGGCGGGGUCAGUCCCUUUGAGGCGACGCCGUUGCGCAGCCACGGCUUUCGCAAAUUCAACAGCGCCAGCAAGCCGAGCAAAAUACCGUUGCCGGGCAGCAAGGCGGCCGCCUACUUUGCGGGCAAGCCGCCCACGGGUCGGCCGUCCACAGCAGGUCGAUCACCGCCAUCGGUGCAUAACUCCUGCAAUGUGUCGUAUGGGAGCAGCAGCAAGUCUUCGCUGAGUCGCAGCACCGGCAACCUGAGCCAGAGCUUAAAGCGCGCCGACUCUGUCUCCAAUCAUUCACUGAGCACGAACACGAGCCGCAGCUCAACGUCCUCCUCCAUACCCUUGGCCACCACACCAUACUCAUCCAGUUCGGCCGGUGGUAACCGCAGCAGCGGCCACACGGCCACAACCACUCCGUCCCCGCGCGUGCUCCAGAACUCGCCGUUGCCCAAGCUUAAGCGCGAGACGCUCAGCUCACGUGUGCGGCAUCUCGACUCACUUUCGCGCGCCCAACAAUCGCCCGAGCAGCAGCAGCACCACCACCACAACAACAGCAGCAGCAGUGGCAGCGGCAGCGGCAACGCCUCGCACAAAAGCAGCCAGCUGAGCACCAGCGGCAGCUCCAGCUCCAUUGCGGCACAGCUGAGUACGACGCUGCGCAAGGAUCUGCAGCUGAAUGCCAGCUCGGCGCCAGCUUAUCAGCGACGGAGCGGCGGUGGUGCUGGCAGCGGUGGUGCGGCUGUGUCGCGCCGCUUCAGCAGCGCCUCGGUGGCCAGUGCGCGGUUGGCGCGUGAGCAGAGUAGCGAAGCAAACGCCACGCCCACGUCCAGCUAUGGCGACAGUGAUAGUGGCAAGAGUUUGGUAAAUAGCGCAAGUAAGCCAAAUUUCCGUUUCAAUAACAACAAUUGGCAGUUGUGGCAAACAAGCAACAACAACAACAACAACAGCAAUGAGAACAACAACAACAACAACCAUAUUAUAUUUAUGGAACCCUUGACAUACAUCAAAGAAAUGCCAAGUGAUGAAGAUGUAUCCGAGGAGACGGCCUACGAUUCGUAUUACACGCAAUACACAACGCCCGACUCCAUGGACGGUGCCAGCGACAAUCUGCUGGUGACCUUCGACUAUGGCUAUAGCGAUUCCAUCGGGGCACCCACACCACCAUUGCCUCCAGUCGCAGCGGCAGCUGUGGACGACUGUGGUGCGGAUGGUGACUGCGCCAUUUGGUUUGGCUCGCCGGCUAACGAUGGCAAUGCAUUCAAGGUGCAUCACGUGCGGCAUAGCCCAUGCCUGCUCGAAGCGAGUCUGCAGUCCUUAAUAUCCUACGAUGUGGACGAGUUCGAGGAGCCAGAGUCUGAGCAAGAGCGAGCACACGAUCCGAAUGCAGACAGAGAAGAAUAUUUUUAUGAUAGCAUCGAGGGUUGAAUGCACUUAAAUUUUCAUGCCACGGCAGCUUUUUUUACUAUUCAGAUAUUUGAUAUGCUAUAUAUAUAUACACAUAUAUAUCCAUUUAUAUAUAUAGGCACAUAGAUUUUUCAAUUUUCAA
This is a messenger RNA of Drosophila arizonae, 4702 nucleotides long. RefSeq names its product javelin-like (gene jvl). Lineage: Eukaryota; Metazoa; Arthropoda; Insecta; Diptera; Drosophilidae. The record is from RefSeq and is a predicted model, not a curated record.